AUGAAAUUAGGAUAUAAUGAAAUAAUGAUAACAUCAAUGUAUUUUAAUGAUAUUAAUGAUUUUAUUAAUUUAGAAAUAGGAGUUAAAAGAUUUCAAGGAAAUAUUGAACGAUUUCAUUUUAAUCCAAUUCCAUUAAAUGAAUAUUCAAGAAAAUUAUUUACUAAUAUUGAAACAUUUCAUAUUUAUAAUAAAAAAGAUGAAAUAUUUAAAGAUGGAAAAAUAUUUAAAAAAGUAAUAUGGUAUUUAGUAGAUUAUUCAACAUAUUUAAAAGAAAAAGAACAAGGAAAUAUCUGUAAAAAUAUAGAAUAUACAGAAGAAGAUAGAAAAUCAUAUGGAACUACAAUACCCCCAGAAGUUAAAUCACUUGGAUAUGAUUGUUUUAGAGAAUGUUAUUCGUUAACAACAAUUAAUAUUCCAUCAUCAAUUAGUGAAAUAGGAGAUUGUUUUAAUAGAUGUUCAUCAUUAAAAUCAAUUAAUAUACCAUCAUCUGUUAGUGAAAUAGGAAGUGAUUCUUUUUAUAAAUGUUCAUCAUUAACAUCUAUGAAUAUAGAUAAUCUACAAUAUAUUAGUAAAGAAAGAAUAUUUAUGAAUGAACCAGUGUUAGUUAGUAUUAAAAUACCAGAUAAUCUAGAAAUAAUCAAUGGAAAGAAUAUAGAAAAGAAAGAUAUUAAUAAAUUUAUUAUUCCAUCUUCAAUUACUAAAUUAGGAAAAUGUUGUUUUUAUGAAUGUUCAACACUGACAUCUAUUAAUAUACCAUCAUCAAUUAAUGAAAUAGGAGAUUUGUGUUUUGAUAGAUGUUCAUCAUUAACAUCAAUUAAUAUACCUUCAUCAAUUAAU
This is a messenger RNA of Entamoeba dispar SAW760, 837 nucleotides long. RefSeq lists its product as uncharacterized. The annotation marks the transcript as partial. The transcript has a single exon. NCBI's taxonomy places the organism in Eukaryota, Evosea, Mastigamoebida, Endamoebidae. The record is from RefSeq and is a predicted model, not a curated record.